Coregonus clupeaformis (lake whitefish) is the source of this 2933-nucleotide messenger RNA. RefSeq names its product coiled-coil domain containing 181 (gene ccdc181). The coding region runs from base 171 to 1796 and encodes 541 amino acids. The record is from RefSeq and is a predicted model, not a curated record. NCBI's taxonomy places the organism in Eukaryota, Metazoa, Chordata, Actinopteri, Salmoniformes, Salmonidae. The transcript is spliced from 6 exons. Gene Ontology annotation, molecular function: microtubule binding.
UGGGAGAAGGACACGCACAGGAGAUUAUCUGGACAGGUGCUCCGGCCGGUUGUAUCACGAAAAUGUAGGCCAGUAAAACGAAUAACGAGUUCCCAUAUAAGAGGAUAAAAUACAUAUAUGUUUUUAUUUUUAUUUGUUAAAUUCUGAGUAAAAAGGAGACGCAAAAGCUUAUGGUAGUGAUGAGUCAGGUGCGGACGAGCACUAGGACCCAGGAGGAGUAUGAGGACGACUUUGAGAAGGACCUGGAUUGGCUGAUCAGUGAGGAGGGGACGAACGAUGGCCAGGAACCUGACUACGAGGACAUCGAGGCCGAAAUAGACAAGGAGCUGAAGGAGGAGGAGAAGAAGGAAGAGAAGAAGCGAGGGAGGAAGGAGGACAAGAAAAGCCUGAAAGAGGAGAAGAGGGUGAGCGAGUCAGAGAAGGCGGAGGAGGAGGAGAGGUGGCCCUCGCCUAUGGAACCUUUGGAGUUCGACUCCGACCGAGACAGUCCAUAUAAGGGCGGAUCCCCCAUAGCUCCGCCCCCUCCGGUGUUGGAAGACCAACCGGAAGAGGACAAGAAGUACAUCCUGGAGAAGAUCCAGCUAGCCAAUCGGCAGCUGCAGGACCAGGAAGCGCCGGACAUGACUCGGCGCCGACGCCUUCACUUCAAAGAAACGCUGGUGGAUCUGGUGGUGCCGCCGCUGGAGUACGAGAAAGACAGCAGCACCCCCCAAAGGACGGGGGUGGUAGAGCAGGUGAGCAGCACGGCCAGCGGCAAGGACAUGGAGGUAGAGAGUGAGAUGUCGGGGAAGCUCUCUGAGCUGAAGAUCACCCCACGGGAAGGUGAAGGAGGAGGGCAGGGGAGCAAGGCUGGGGGUGGUGGUGGAGGUGGGGAGGCUGGCCAGAGUGGACCGGGGAAAGAGGGCAAAGUCCUGGUAGAGAAAGAUGGCAAGUUUGACCUUGUCAGCCUGAAGGAGGUGGAGAGCCAUGGCCUGAUGCUGCCACCUUUAGCGAGCUUCCCCAGCGACAACUCACGCUCGUCCUCCCGUCCAAGUGACCUGAGCCCGAACAAGACCCCCACAUCCUCCCCACUGCGUCCCAUCUCUAGCACCAUGUCCCUGGGGAUCGAGCACCUCCGCUCCCCCAGACCUCCGGCCCAGCCCAGGAAUCGGCCCAACUCGGCCAGUCACAGCCAGAGGGGCAGCGGGUGGAGGGGCACCAAGCGCAGGGUGCAGUCGGCCAACAGUACCCCGUCCCAGCAAGCCACCUUCACUCUCUCGCCCCAACAGAAGGAGCUACUGAACAAAAUACAAGAGAGGAGAGAGAGGCUCGCCAGAGAGGAGGAGCAGAGGAAGAGGGAGGAGGAUGAGCAGAAGCGUCAGGAGAACGAGCUGGCGUUCCGGGCAUGGCUGGUGAGGAAGAGGGAGCAGCUGCAGGAGGAGAGGAGGAUCCACAGAGCCCAGGAGAUGGAGAGAAUGAAUGGCAUGAGGGAGCACAGUGACCCAGACGAGGCCUUUAAGUCGUGGCUGCAGAGGAAACACGAACAGCAGCAGAGAGACAGGCAGCUGGAGGAGAUGAAGAGGCUGGAGGAGGAGAGUGGGUUCUACCUGCACAACCGAGAGGAGUGUGAACGAGCCUUCAAACUGUGGCUGAAGAGGAAGCGGGCAGAGAAGCGGGCGGAGCAGCAGGCGGCCAGAGAGCGCUCCCGCAGGCUUGUGUUUGAGGAGCGGCGUGCCCGGCGCAUGCAGGACCUCCUGUGCACCGUCAACGAGACCAAGCCUUUCCGCUUCACCGAACACCUGGCAUACCGCUUCUAAACGGCUUCUGAACCCACCAUUCGCAACAUCAUACCUCGAGAGGAAAGAGUUGAGAUCUGAGUAAAGCUUCAGGGCCUACAUUAUACGAUUCAGGGCCUACAUCGUUGUCCAUUUUUGCCCGGCAAAAUUACAACUUAUGUAGACUUUUUCGAAUGAGUUACAUAAGGAAAAAGAUGGACAAUUUGUGAACUUUUUUGGGGGACAAUCAGCUCCGUUGUCAUUCAUACUGCAUUGGAUGACUCCCAUUGAAAGAGCGUCGGCUCCAUCCGAAAAAAGCUACAUCUCACUGUGGGCGAGGCCUAAGGGAGAAGGGAAUCACCAAAGAAGUCUAGGCUCUGUUCCAGUAUCCAUUCUAGCAUACCACUUAGAAUGAGGCAUUUUUACUGAAAGUGAAUCUUAACAUGGGAUCAGCACUGAGACUACUGUUGAGAGAAGGGCUUUAUUUUCUACAUUUUCAUUUGUCACAGAUUAUCCGUUUGUGACCUCCAAAGUUCUUUUUUCUUUGACAUUACUUAGUCAAACAUGCACAACUCCUAAGGGUUCCGAAUUGAUCAGACAUCAGUGAUCUAUCCUGUGCUCACUGUGUACAGUAUAUAAAGAGAUUAUUUUAUCAAAUUAAUGAUUAUAACUGGUUCAAUAGCUGUGUGACAACAAAUAUUUAUACAGAAUAAAUAUGUGAUUAUAGGCCUACUGGCGCUUGUUCUCUACAUUGUCAACAGCCUUCUCUCUGUUGCUGAUGCACUUUAACCUAGCCUACUAGAUAACAUGGAGCUCACCAAUGCCGGCAGUGCUAGUAGGCAGUGUUACCAUAAUGCCUUCAUAAAUUGUUUGUCACUGAGUGUUUUUAAGUUUAUUCUUAAAUUCUUAAAUGUAUUCUUUAUUCUAUCUUAAGUUUAUUAAGUCUUAAGCUUAGGUCCUUUGUAGUAGUGGCAUCAACACUGACUACAUUUUCGUCCGUCAGAUGACGUCAUUCUAAGGAGACAUGCAGUUGCCAGUCCAGACGGCCAUAGCCACGGGAAGAUGUUUGAGGGUGGGGUUGCUGCGCAGAUUUUUGUGUGUGCCUGCGCUACAGACGGCUAUAUCGGUCCGCUAAUACAGGACUAGUAAAAGGCCCAGUGCACUACUAUUGUGAUAUUU